UGUGAAUACAGAACAUCAACAAACUUUAAUAAAUAUUUAACAUUCUAUUUAAUCUCUCUAACCUGUCCAAUCUUUUUUACGGAGUCGUGAAAGGUUUAAAAAUAACGUUAAUGAUUUUGGGAGUGGCAAAUCAAGUCUUCCAUAUUGAUUCAUGGAGGGAAAAGCAACUACAUUUUCAUUUACUUUCGUCGUCCACUUUUUCACCAUCUUUUCUAGCUUAAAAUACUGAAUUAAGUCUAGUCAGUGUGAAGUUUACUUAAAAAAUUAAUUUAAUAAGCGUAAACAGCAAAGACAAAUCGCCCAAACAAAUUCAUGGCUGCCACCCCUCCAUAGUUGCCCCUACUAAGAGCAUAGUAACCCUGUUGUUUGGAGUAAGUCAACGCUUCAAGUGUCAUAAUCUCACUCAGCUGACUGCUCGUUCGAAUUAAUUAUGAAAAAGUAAAUUUUUUCUAAACUCAUUUGGACACACUUUUAUUUUUUUAUUUGUCAUGCUCUUAAGCAGCAAGUUAAAUAUUUUUAUAUGACUUUGUUUUCUUUUAUAAAUACACAUAUUUUUUAACAUACACUCAUCCGCCUUUUACUCCCCCACUUUUCGCUCUCCUUUGCUAUGGUUUUUGCAUAGACACCCGCUGUGUCCACAGCUCAGUUGACUGGACGUUGUUAUGAUGAGAUUUUCUACUUCAACCGUGAAGGAAGUGAACUUUUAUCCGGCUCCGAAUAUUUUUGUGGCAGUGGCAGCAUGGAGAGGAAAAGUUUUCUCAACCGUGCUGUGAUUUCGUAUAUAUCCACGCGUUCGCCGAUAAGGCAAGUUGGCGCUGGGCUGAAAGAUGCCACAAAAGUUGGCGUGCAAGGGGGCGCAACCACAACAAAUACAACAACGGCGGGAGCUGCAGCACUGAACGGCACACCACUGAAGCCGAGUGUAUUUGAUAACAGUAAUAAUAAAAACUUUCAUAACAUGGCCGUUACUCAUUACUCCACCACCACAACUCCCCAUCCAUAUUUCGCAGCGACGUCAACACAUAUUGGCAUGAGCAAUGUGUUUGCCUAUUUAGCCACAAUACUGUCCAACAGCAUCGAGACAAGCGUUUUAAUAGCGCCACCUCCUCCAAAAGCACACAAAAAUGUGAAAAACAAAAGCCAUCGCCGCAAAGUGACACAACCAACGCGGCGUAUUUCUUCGGCAGCAGCCAGCACAGAUUUGCUAUUGUUUUCUUUGGAUCCAUUGCACGCAUGCAACGGACGAAAUGGCUCGGCGGAGCUAUCGAAUGCUGCUCACAUCAACCUUCAACCGAUAAGUAAUACUAGCAAAUCGUUGGACCAACGCGAUUUUCGAAUUUUAACGUAUACGUCGAACUAUGACGGAUACCCAGGUGGCGCGGGUGAUGGUCGCUUCUCUUGUUUAGUCGAGGCUGUUGAGGCACAUUGCGAUUGUGGCUGGAGCACGCACUCACUGAAAGUGGUGAAUCCGUCGUCCAGUGUGGCUGGCGUUAAUGAGUUCCCCUCCAUGGCAGGUGUGUUGACGAUGAAGUAUGGGAAGGUUUUCUGCGGUGCAGUGACAAUUCACCACCGCUUUUUGCUGUCCGCGGCGCAUUGUUUCAUAUCUGCUGCCACAAAUCGCUCGGAGCUGAUUCAGGUGGUUGUUGGCGAACACGAUCUCUCAACUGCGCUCGAGUCGGUCUACACCCGCUACUACAACAUCGACACGAUAAUUUUGCAUGAAAACUUUCGCGCAACUGCCAACCAGCUUCGCAACGAUAUUGCUCUAUUGCACACAUCCGAAACGAUCGAGUGGAAUGGUGGUGUGGCCCCUGCUUGUCUACCUUUUCGAUCGAUUACCGGCACAGAUGGUGGCCGUAAGCCGCCUAUAGCGGGUCAACGUGUAGAGACUGCUGGGUGGGGCAGUAUUUCUUUUGGUGGCCCGCAGUCCACGUUAUUGCUGACCACGCACUUGGAUGUGGUUGGCGCUGAGGAAUGCCGUACUGCGUUGGGCGCCGUACCGCCAGCAACCUUUUGCACGUUCACACCGGGACGCGACACUUGUCAGUAUGACUCGGGUGGUGGAUUAUAUAUGCGCGAAGGAGGACGCUUGUUUGUUGUGGGCAUUGUUAGUUAUGGAUACGGCUGUGCUGCGCGGCAUCCUUCAGUCAAUACGAAGGUGGCUUCGUACAUACGGUGGAUUAAGAGUCAAACUUCACAAGUGACAUAUUGUAUAAAGUAGAGAGCGACUUUGCGAUUAAUAAGUUUAUUUUUGAAACUGUAGUUACCUAGCAAAAAUUAA
Molecule: messenger RNA, 2281 nt
Organism: Anastrepha ludens (Mexican fruit fly)
Lineage: Eukaryota; Metazoa; Arthropoda; Insecta; Diptera; Tephritidae
Product: venom serine protease 34
Exons: 3
Coding region: 740-2221 (493 amino acids)
Biological process (GO): proteolysis
Molecular function (GO): serine-type endopeptidase activity
Source: RefSeq, a predicted model, not a curated record